UCUACUUGAUGCCAAAGUUUCAGUGCAGAUUCCUACCACCUUUUUUUCCUGCCGAAAACACUUCCUGGUUCGAGAUCCAAGUGCAGGGAGCGUUGUCGGUAGAACGGCAAUGGAAGGCGCACAGGGAGUCCGCUUUCUUUGCUUUAUUUCUUUUACAUUGUAAAAACUUUUACUUUAUAUGUAUAUAUAUUUUUUAAAAGACGAUUUGUUGCAAGUUGCCUGCUCUCCAAUGUGUUUUUGGCGCGGAGGUUAAAUAAGCAGCGAUACCAUGGGGAAUUUCAUUCGGACUCACUGUGUUUGGCUGAAGUGCAUUUGCCCGUGUGUUUUCAAGAAAUCCAAGCCCAACGAGUCGGAGUUGGCGGUAACGGCGGCCAGCGGCAAUGCCACACUCCCCUCUCCGCUGCCCAUGGAACCGGCUCAGAAGACGUCGACGAUCGGCAACAAGCGCAAUAUCUACGUGGCUCUGUACGACUACUCGGCUCGCACGUCCGAGGACCUGAGCUUCGAGGCGGGCGAAAGGCUGGAGGUGAUCGAUCAGUCGCUGGACAACUGGUGGCUGGCCCGCUCGCUGAAGCGAGGGGGAGGCAGGCAGGGAUAUAUCCCCAGCAACUACGUGGCGCCCGACCGCAGCAUCGAGGCAGAGCCAUGGUUCUUCGGAGGGAUAAAGCGUGCUGAUGCAGAGAAACAGCUGAUGAUGGUGGGAAACAGUCCUGGCUCCUUCCUUGUCCGAGAGAGUGAAAGCAAACUUGGUGACUACUCUCUCUCAGUUCGUGAUGGGGACAUAGUGAAACAUUAUAAAAUCAGGAAGUUGGACGAGGGAGGUUUUUUUAUUGCACGAAGAGCAACAUUUCAAACGCUGGCUGAGCUGGUCAACAACUACAUGAUGAACCAAGACGGCUUGUGUACCAAACUUAAGGCUCCAUGCAGGAAGGCAGAAACACCAGAUACGGUUGGAUUGUCUUACGAUACUGUGGAUCAAUGGGAAAUCCCUCGUAGCUCUCUGAAACUGGUAAAGAAAUUGGGUGCUGGAACAUUUGGAGAAGUGUGGCAAGGAGUUUGGAAUGACAGAACCCCAGUUGCCAUAAAAACACUAAAGACCGGAAUGAUGGCCAAAGAGGACUUCCUAAGGGAGGCACAAAUAAUGAAGUCACUGAGACAUCCCAAGCUAAUUCAGCUGUAUGCUGUGUGCACCGUCGAAGAGCCAAUUUACAUUAUCACUGAAUUAAUGAAAAAUGGGAGCUUGCUUGAUCAUUUACACAAGAACCAGAAGUCAAGCUUGACCGUAACUGACCUACUGGAAAUGUCUGCACAGGUAGCUGCAGGAAUGGCAUAUCUGGAACUUAAAAGUUAUAUCCAUCGGGAUUUAGCUGCCAGGAAUGUUCUGGUUGGGGAGAACAACAUCUGCAAGGUAGCUGAUUUUGGACUUGCCCGAGUUUUUAUGGGAGAUGAUGAAAAUGUUUAUGAAGCAAGAGAAGGAGCAAAAUUUCCUGUAAAGUGGACUGCACCGGAAGCCCUCCACUCAAAUAAAUUCAGCAUCAAAUCGGAUGUCUGGUCCUUUGGAAUACUGCUGUAUGAAAUUAUCACUUAUGGAAAGAUACCUUACCCAGGAAUGACAAACCUUCAAGUUGUCCAGGAGUUGGGGAAAGGAUACAGAAUGCCAUGCCCUGCAGAAUGCCCUUUACCACUAUAUGAAAUCAUGUUGGAAUGCUGGAAAGAGAAUGAUUAUGAACGACCAACGUUUGAGACCCUCCAGUGGAAGCUGGAGGACUUCUUUGAGACCGAUCUUUCAGCGUACACAGAUGCCAAUGUUUUUGUUAGUUAGUGUUGGCAAUUUUUCUGGUAACUUUUCUUACAAUGAAUCGAAUUGUUUUUAACAUUCACAUCUUGACAUCUGUAAUAUAGUUUAUUGGCUUAGAUUUAGGCCGGUAUGUGUGUAUGUCAUACCACAUGUCAUACAUGCUCUAGCCUUUAGGCUAUAAUGAAUUCUAUCUCAUUGAACUUAAUUUGCACAUUGUUUUAUGAAGAGAGGGAGAGAUACAGCAUGUUAACAGGCCCUUCUGGCCCAAAAAGCCCGCAUUGUCCAAUUACACUCAAAAGACCAAUUAAACUACUAACCUGUCCAUCUUUUGGAAUGUGAGAGGAAACCAGAGCACCCAGAGGAAACCCACAUGGUCACGGGAAGAACGUACAAACUCCUUACAGACAGUGGUAGGAACUGAACCCCAGCCUUAUGGCUGACAGUGUAAAGUGAUUGUGCUGACCACUACGCUACCGUGUCAUUUUUUUGAAGGAAGCAUAUCAAACCUUGUUGCUUUCAUAAGUAGCCGGACUGAUGUCACUGAAGUGGACUGUAUGGAUGAAGAGGCCAAUCAGUACUCCGUGGAUUGGGAAGGAAAAUAUUUCAGUUUGAAACAUGCUGAGAUAAAGCAUAUGCUCAGAUGUUUGGUGAGAACCAGCUGCAGUGUUUUCUCCAAGAGCCCAUCUAUUCUUCAACAUGACAAUGAUUUUGUGGGCCACUUUCCAGAAAGUGAACCCCUAGCCAUGAGAGUGGGGUGAGGGGCAGUGUUUCAGAAUGAUAUGGAAGGAAUAAUAGACAAAUUGGUUAUUAGCUGUGUUAUUUCUGGAGAUAUUCUUAAAAAAUCCUGUUCUGACACCAACAUCUGAACUGGAAGAAUAUAAAUUUUCUUCAUACCAGUCCUAAAAUGUGAAGUCGGCUCCAGUGGGCAGGGCAGAUGAGACCUACAGUGAGAUGCAACAGCCAGGAAGGCAGUUCAGGGCACGACAAGGCACAGAAGAUGACAUGCUCAUCCACUGCAUCCAAGGAAGCCCCCAGUUUGUGACACUUGUUUGUACCACUAAAAAAAAGAGCACUAAUCAUUGAAGGAGAUAUGAAUCAAAAUCCAUUGACAGAUAAGCAAUGAAGGACGAAUCAUUAUUUUCUCUUCUUCUGAUAACUCCGGGACCUCUGAAGUUGUGAGAGUGGAAGUGUCCCAGUGCAACGGGUUUUCCACUUUAAAAACUCUCCCGCACAGGUAUCCUGUCAUCGUUGGACACGAUGGAAUGCCACCGUGGACUGCAUUGGAAAAGAAAAUCAGGUCGGGCAAAUAACGGAUACACAAAUGUUUUUUUUGCUGCCCCACCAGAUUAUUGCGAAAAUGAAAACAAUUUGCAUUUACUAUGAUAUAAUGCAUAUUUAAGGUGCGAUUAUUCAGUCUUGCUCAAUUUCAUUCCUAUAAUUUUUGCCAAAUUUUAUUAGGCUCUCUCUGAAUGAUCUCAAAUUUUACCUUCUGCGGGGAAAACAUGACAUACAUAAUUUUAGUGAGUAUCAUAACUAGAUAUAUAGUUAUCAGAAGAAGAGAAAAUAAUGAUUCGUCCUUCAUUGCUUAUCUGUCAAUGGAUUUUGAUUCAUAUCUCCUUCAAUGAUUAGUGCUCUUUUUUGCUAUAUGUAAAUACAGAAACAUUUGGUAAUACUGGUCAUUUAACUAAAACAUCAAGAUCAGGUAAUUACAGAAUCCAAUUCUAUUACAAUUGGUGUAGUAUUUAAAAUGCCUCCAAAGAAUGUAUAUAAUUUUACAUAAUAGAAUUGUUUGCAGAUGAGUGUAUUUUUAUUGUGUGAUUUGCAAUGUAUAUAUCGGUAAACAUAUGAUGAAAAUUGAGAUACUAGCAAUCAUAUCCCUUAUAAGUUUUAAAUGAGAAAAUUAUUUAAACUUCCUCUCUUUUUCAGGUUGCAUUUUAAAAUCUCUGGGUUAGUAUCAAAAUCUACUCCAACCCCUGAUUCAAAAUUUCUGGUUUAUUGCUUGAUGAAGAAAAUGGUUCAAUUGUUCAAUAGUUCCAUUUAAUAUCAGAGAAUGUAUACAGUUUAAAUAUAGACAUUGAUUUGGCCUCCACACCCUUUGUGGCAAUGAAUUAGGCAGAUUAACCCACCCACUGGCUAAAGAAGUUCCUCCUCAUGAAUGUCCUUGUAUUCUGAGACUGCGUUCUAUGGUCUUAGAUUCUCCCACUAAUGGAAACAUCCUCUCUGCUUCUACUCUAACUAAAAGGCAUCCGUUAGUCUUGCGAGACCAUGGAUCUGCGCCUGGAAAAUCUUCACUCUCCAGGGCGCAGGCCUGGGCAAGGUUGUAUGGAAGACUGGCAGUUGCCCAUGCUGCAAGUCUCCCCUCUCCACAACACCAAUGUUGUCCAAGGGAAGGGCAUUAGGACCCAUGCAGCUUGGCACCAGUGUCGUUGCAGAGCUAUGUGUGAUUAAGGGCCUUGCUCGAGGACACAACACGUUCCCUUGGCUGGGGCUCGAACUCACGGUCGCUAGUCCAAUGCCUUAACCACUUGGCCACAUGCCCACCUACUACUCUAUCUAGGCCUUUUAAUAUUUGGAUAAUUUCAACGAGAUCUUUCUUCAUUCUUCCAAACUUCAGUGAGUACAGGCCCAGACCAUCAAACACUUUCAUACGUUAACCCUUUCAUAUCUGAGAUCAUUCUUGUGAACAUCCUCUGGACCCUGUCCAAUUCCAGCACAUCCUUUCCUAGAUAUGGGGCCCCAAACCACUCAGAAUAUUUUAAAUGUGGUUUGAUGAACACCUUAUAAAACUUAAUGCUUUAAUUCUUUAGCUUUCUUUGACUCAUCAGUCCAAAUGAAGAGACUUGGCCCGAAGAGUCAGCUCCUUAUUCCUCUCAUAGGUGCUGCCUGACCUGCUGAGUUCCUGCAGCAUUUUGUGCGUGUUAAUGCUAAUUUAAAUUUAGAUUUUUUAUGAUAAAGGAAAGAUGUAGCUGUCAUGAUUUUCUGUUUUGUAUUUUGAUUAAUUCACAGCUUUAGCUGCUUUCUAGUGGUAAGAGUGCCAAAUAAUAGACCAUGGAACUAUGAUGAAAUGAUAGAGCAGACUCGAUGGGCCAAAUAGCCUAACUCUGCUCUUAAUGUCCUGUGGUCUUAUGGUCAAAACUCAGCUGCUGAAGCAGGAUACUUAGGCUCCAGGUUCCUGGCAUCUGAACUUCAAAUUCGAUUGAGUGCAAUCCCAAAUUAUUGUCCCAGGACAAGUAGAAUGGAAUGGAGAUUGUAAUGUGCUGUGCUGUGGAUUCAUACAUACACAUUAUGGAAUUGAGUGAAAAUUUAUUUGAUUACUUUUGGCAAUAUGAACUGAAAAAUAAUCUUCCUUAAGGCACGGUAGCAGUAAUGAACUCUAUAUGUAUACACUUGCCAACAUGAAGAUCUGAUGGGUGAUUGAUAGCCGUGACCUUCGGACUUAUCCUUCAGAUAUCCCACUUCUAAUUAGUUUAGCAAGACUGUACUCUCAUGUGUCCAAUAUUACUUGAAUAAUACAUUAGUCUCUUUUUUCAUAUACUGUCAGUUUUGGUAAGAGGAAAAUUGCUAAAUUAGCUAUUUGAUCCAUUGAACAGUAAAUUAUAUUUCUUUGCAGGUAAGAUUGAAUAUUCAAAUAGUAAUAUUGCACACUGAUUGUACUACAGAAUGCUUAUGGCAAAAUUUAGUCAUGUCAAAUUAUAAGUAAGGAACUGCUCCAUAAAUUUAUCAGGCCCCAAGAUUACCGUAUAGGAUUGCAGUGUAUGAAAACUUAGUUUGAAAUUCCUUUAUCAGCUAUUUCAGAGGAGUUGUGUAAUUUAAAUGGGUUAAUGCGGUCCAAUAAAUAGCAGAGAUAAUUUGAAAAAGCAUAUGCCACAUUUUAACAACAGAGUCAAGAUUAAUGGAAAGAUCUUUUUAACACAUUCAGAAUAUUAAUGUUGAUCAGCAGCUCAUGGUACGGUUAUUUAAUAAUUUUACUGUUUCUUUCACUUUAACCAAUUAGCUGACACAUUGUUUAGCAUUCAUAGGCUGUGUAGAUCAAUUAUGUUGAUACAAUUUAAUCAUGCUUCACAAUUUAUUAAAAAAUCUUUGGCAAUGAUAGGUUCAAUUUUUUUGUUUGGAAUUGAAGUCCCGAUGAAUUUUGUAUUAUGACAUGUGCUUUUGGAGAUUUAUUUUUUAAUAAUAUAUUUUUAAAAUCUGACAAUAACAUAUGCUAAUAAUGAACAUAUGCUUCAAAUGAAAUCUUGUAGUAUUUCUAUUUUCUGUCAAUAAUAAAAUGUUUUUUUGUAA
Mobula hypostoma (lesser devil ray) is the source of this 6079-nucleotide messenger RNA. It is a transcript of the gene frk, whose product is annotated as fyn-related Src family tyrosine kinase. Gene Ontology annotation, molecular function: signaling receptor binding; non-membrane spanning protein tyrosine kinase activity; ATP binding. The record is from RefSeq and is a predicted model, not a curated record. Lineage: Eukaryota; Metazoa; Chordata; Chondrichthyes; Myliobatiformes; Myliobatidae. Gene Ontology annotation, cellular component: extrinsic component of cytoplasmic side of plasma membrane. The transcript is spliced from 8 exons. The coding region runs from base 269 to 1822 and encodes 517 amino acids. Gene Ontology annotation, biological process: innate immune response; protein phosphorylation; cell surface receptor protein tyrosine kinase signaling pathway.